CGCUCGGCUUAAAGAUUUUUGCCGUGUAUUUAAACGUUGGUCUAAACGGAGAGACGACGAAUUAAUGGACAGAAUCGUUAUAGAUUUGAUGAACUGUGAAAUUCUAUUCCCGAGUGUUGAAGAUAAAAAAUAUUUCUUCAAAUUUGCUUUGAGACGACGCAAUUUGAAAAUGAUAAAACUUCUCGAGGCGAGCGGACUCGAUAUACGUGAGGUCAUAUUCAAAGAUGGAAAGUCUGCUCUUCAUUAUUUGGCGGAGGUAAUAUAUGGGAAAAAUGAUAAAAAUAUAUUGGACCCAAAAUCAAAAACUAUAAAAGUCAUGGAAUAUUUUUUGGAAAAUUCACAACUAAAUUAUUGUGACAAUCAUGGUUACACAUAUUUCCACGCGGCCUGCAUGUCCGGUAAUAUGGCGGCAGUAAAUCUUCUUUUGAGCCAGGGUAUAGACGUCAACCUCGACUCAUACAAGUAUUCAGCGUUGCAUAUUGCAGCCCAGUACCGUCGCGAAGAAGUAGUAGAGAUUUUAUUGAGACACGGGGCCGAUCCAAACAAACAGGACGUGGAGAAGUCGACACCUCUACACGCACUCGCGAGGCUGUGUCUAUGCCAGUGCACCAAUGCCAUCAGAUUUUGCGAUUACCGACGACCAGUUGACAAAAUAGUUCAAAUUCUAAUUGAAUAUGGAGCGAACAUCGAAGCACGAAAUAGUGAUGGUAAUAGUCCUUUGGAUUUGGCCGUAUCUUGUUUUGAUGUGCAGCUUGUCAAGUCGCUUCUGGAACACGGCGCGAGUCUUGACAAUUUGAACGAAGAUAUAAUUUUCAGCAGAAAUUUCACAUUACUUGAAGUCAAAAAUUAUCCUCUCACUCUGAACAUCAUCGAGAUGGUACAAUUAUUGCAGUCGGUGGGCUUCAAGAUGAGCUUUGAAACCAGACUUAGGAUGUUAAAAUGUUGGAUAAAAGUUCGAGGAAACGACACUGACCAUCUGAUCCCCGAAUACACUGGACCCACGAAAGACAAGACGCCCAUCAUCCCGACUGUGUAUAAUUUAUUUAUUUAUGUUGAGCUUCGCCUUUACCAAAGUCAAGAAUAUGAUGAUUUCUUUGUAAAACUAAGCGACAAAAUAAGAUUAAUACUCCUACCUUGUUUCUGGCAAGAAUUUCAAAUUCCUAUAAAAAUCAUCGAUGUUUGGAAAAAAGAAGCUGAGAAAGUCAAAAAUAAUAUGUUAAACGACGACGUCUCGCUGUACCAGCUUUGCCAAAUGAACUAUAGUGACGGUUACUCAAUGAUUAAAAAUAUGAAGAAUUGGCGUGUCCCAGCAAUGGAUGAUUUAUCACAUACUUGGAUCAACAUUAUUGUAAAAAGACACUUAGCUAACAUUUUCAUAAGACUACAGUUGGAAUUGAUGGUAUCCGAUCUGUUCAUGAGUGAUCACUGUGAAUUAAAUUUACCUUAUGUCGUAUGCCGCCGAGUUGCCGAAUGUAUGAGUUACGAGGAAUUAUUGCGAUUGUGCAAAGAGACAAAUGAUAAAGAAAAAUAA
Messenger RNA from Trichogramma pretiosum, 1531 nucleotides. RefSeq names its product putative ankyrin repeat protein RBE_0997. NCBI's taxonomy places the organism in Eukaryota, Metazoa, Arthropoda, Insecta, Hymenoptera, Trichogrammatidae. Bases 65 to 1531 code for a protein of 488 amino acids. The transcript is spliced from 2 exons. The record is from RefSeq and is a predicted model, not a curated record. Gene Ontology annotation, molecular function: protein binding.